Molecule: messenger RNA, 525 nt
Organism: Camellia sinensis
Lineage: Eukaryota; Viridiplantae; Streptophyta; Magnoliopsida; Ericales; Theaceae
Source: RefSeq, a predicted model, not a curated record
AUGUGGGUGAUUGUAGACAGACUUACUAAAUCAGCCUACAUUCUUGCCAUGAGCAUGGGAGAUUUUAUAGAGUUUUUAGCUGAACUUUACAUCCGUGAGAUUAUUCGCCUCUAUGGGGUUCCAAUCUCUCUGAGGAAGGGAUUGAUGAGAUUUGGCAAGAGUGAAAAGUUAUCUCCCAAAUUUAUCGGCCCUUUUGACAUUAUUGAGCAGAUAGAAGAAGUUGCUUAUCAUCUUGCUUUACCACCUCAACUCUCUGGGGUGGAUAAUGUGUUCCAUGUAUCAAUGCUUUGCAAAUAUGAACCCGAUCCCUCUCACUUGUUAGAUUGGACAAAACUUGAAGUUGAUGAAGAUGUCUCUUAUAAGGAAAGUCCGAUCCAAAUCCUUGAUACACGGGAGCAAGUGUUAAGGGGUAAGACCAUUCCACUAGUCAAAGUAAUAUGGCGCCAUCACAGAGUGGAAGAAACAACUUGGGAGCAUGAAGUCGAAGUCCACGAGAAAUACCCAGACUUAUUUCCAAAUCUAUGA